This is a messenger RNA of Loxodonta africana (African savanna elephant), 1680 nucleotides long. Its product is annotated as protein bicaudal D homolog 1. Gene Ontology annotation, biological process: positive regulation of receptor-mediated endocytosis. The record is from RefSeq and is a predicted model, not a curated record. The transcript has 3 exons. Lineage: Eukaryota; Metazoa; Chordata; Mammalia; Proboscidea; Elephantidae. Gene Ontology annotation, molecular function: dynein complex binding; cytoskeletal adaptor activity; dynein intermediate chain binding. The coding region runs from base 1 to 1680 and encodes 559 amino acids.
AUGUUGGAACUACAGAGAAUACGAAUGAAGGAUGAAAUCCGAGAAUAUAAAUUCCGGGAGGCCCGACUCCUUCAGGACUAUACUGAACUGGAGGAAGAAAAUAUCACAUUGCAGAAACUGGUGUCCACAUUAAAGCAGAACCAGGUUGAAUACGAAGGCUUAAAGCAUGAGAUUAAGCGAUUUGAGGAGGAAACAGUGCUGCUGAAUAGCCAGCUGGAAGAUGCCAUCCGGUUGAAGGAGAUCGCUGAGCACCAGCUGGAAGAGGCCCUUGAGACCUUAAAAAAUGAAAGGGAGCAAAAGAACAACCUGCGGAAGGAGCUCUCCCAGUACAUCACCCUCAAUGAUAACCAUAUCAGCAUCUCAGUCGAUGGACUCAAGUUUGCUGAGGAUGGGAGUGAACCCAACAAUGACGACAAGAUGAAUGGGCACAUCCAUGGGCCUCUUGUGAAACUGAAUGGAGAUUAUCGGACUCCCACCUUAAGGAAAGGAGAGUCCCUGCACCCUGUCUCUGACUUAUUCAGUGAGCUCAACAUUACAGAAAUACAGAAGCUGAAGCAGCAACUUAUGCAGGUAGAGCGGGAAAAGGCCAUUCUUCUGGCCAACCUUCAGGAGUCACAGACACAGCUGGAACACACCAAGGGGGCGCUGACGGAGCAGCAUGAACGGGUGCAUCGGCUAACAGAGCACGUCAAUGCCAUGAGAGGCCUGCAGAGCAGCAAAGAACUCAAGGACCUGGACGGGGAGAAGGGCCGGGACUCAGGGGAGGAGGCCCAUGACUAUGAGGUGGACAUUAAUGGGUUAGAGAUCCUUGAGUGCAAGUACAGGGUGGCAGUAACUGAGGUGAUAGAUUUGAAAGCUGAAAUUAAGGCCUUAAAGGAGAAAUACAAUAAAUCUGUAGAAAACUAUACUGAUGAGAAGGCCAAGUAUGAGAGUAAGAUCCAAAUGUAUGAUGAGCAGGUGACAAGCCUUGAGAAGACCACCAAAGAGAGUGGUGAGAAGAUGGUGCACAUGGAGAAGGAGUUGCAAAGGAUGACCAGUAUAGCCAACGAAAAUCACAAUACCCUUAAUACAGCUCAGGAUGAGUUAGUGACAUUUAGUGAGGAGCUAGCUCAGCUUUACCACCAUGUUUGUCUGUGUAAUAAUGAAACUCCAAACAGAGUUAUGCUGGACUACUACAGGCAAAGCAGAGUCACCCGCAGUGGCAGUCUGAAAGGGCCCGAUGAUCCCAGGGGACUUUUGUCUCCACGGUUAGCCAGGCGGGGUGUGUCAUCCCCAGUAGAAACAAGGCCCUCAUCUGAACCAGCUUCAAAAGAAAACACAGAGGCCAGCAAAGAACCAAGUCCAACUAAGACUCCCACAGUCUCUCCUGUUAUUACUGCCCCACCGUCAUCUCCAGUACUGGAUACCAGUGACAUCCGCAAAGAGCCAAUGAAUAUCUACAACCUUAAUGCCAUAAUCCGGGACCAAAUCAAGCAUCUGCAGAAAGCUGUGGACCGGUCCUUGCAACUGUCCCGCCAAAGAGCAGCGGCACGGGAGCUGGCCCCCAUGAUCGAUAAAGACAAGGAAGCCUUAAUGGAAGAGAUCCUCAAGCUAAAGUCCCUGCUGAGCACCAAACGAGAGCAGAUUGCCACGUUGAGGGCAGUAUUGAAAGCCAACAAACAGGUAAUCUCACUCAACUGA